AUGCUCAAUAAAGUGCUUCCAUAUGGAAAUCUUCUUAACUGCGUACUUGCGAGGAUGUGGAAUUUCGGCGAGGAUGGUGAAUCGACAUCGCUUAGAAUAGAUAAUAGGCCACAAAUUGUUCGGCAGAUUUUGACCGAAAAUUGGUCCUCAAACCUGCCAUGGCUAUCGAUUUCAUUUAACAAGAUUUACCCUGACAAAGUGAUAGAUUUUUUAUUUAUCGGUUCGCUACGCACGGCUCAAACGGCUUCGGUUUACCACGAUUGUGGCAUUAGAUAUGUGUUGACUAUCGGACGGGAUAUGGAUGUGAAAAUUGAGCCCGGGAUGUUCCACCGAGUCAUUCUGUUUGACGACUUUCCCGGGGAGAAUAUUUCCUUUAUUUUUAAGGAGGCCUUCGGGUUUAUUGACCAGGCUCGGAAAGCAAAAAAGGGUGUUCUGGUACAUUGCUUUGCGGGUUUGUCCCGUUCUGUCGCCAUCGCGGCGGCCUACCUCAUGCGGGAGAGGCGGAUUUCAUACGAACAGGCCAUGUCGAUUAUCCGACAGGCACGACCCGCGGCACAUCCGAAUGAGGGCUUCGUUAAAACCUUACGGGAAUAUGAGUCGGCGCUCAUUAACGGAUCUUAUUAG
Phytomonas sp. Hart1 is the source of this 624-nucleotide messenger RNA. Lineage: Eukaryota; Euglenozoa; Kinetoplastea; Trypanosomatida; Trypanosomatidae. The record is from the annotation of a GenBank genome assembly.